Molecule: messenger RNA, 4463 nt
Organism: Trachymyrmex cornetzi
Lineage: Eukaryota; Metazoa; Arthropoda; Insecta; Hymenoptera; Formicidae
Gene: BicC
Product: protein bicaudal C
Exons: 13
Coding region: 766-3120 (784 amino acids)
Cellular component (GO): cytoplasm
Molecular function (GO): protein binding; RNA binding
Source: RefSeq, a predicted model, not a curated record
GUUUCCUUUCGUGCCAGUGAUCCCGCGGUAAUCUUAUGAUUCGACGACAAGAAUUUUGCCGUAAAAAAAACAUCUUGGCUCGAAAUUCUAUGUGUUUUGCGGGUGGAACUCGGUUGUAAACAAGUUCGAAAGGGGAAAAUUUGAAAAACAAUUAGAACCGUGGUAUUUUUUUAAGUGAUCCACACGUAUAUAUCACACAACGAAAUGAAGUAGAGUUAGUAAAGUGCCGCCUGGUAAACGUAAUCAGAGCUAUAGGAAUCGCGAUCGAUCGAUCGAUGGUCUUCGACACAAAGUAGUUAAAAGGCAGUUCGAAUUCUCGCGUUGUCGGAGAUCGCCGGAUCUUUAACGAGGUCGAUCGUGAGGUCGACAAACUCACGGAGACAAUUACUUACGUCGCGCGAGGUGGAAAGAUCAGUUAAUUAGCGACCGCAUGAUCUUCCGGGAUGUUUUACUGCGAUCAGCGGUGGCUGGAGUGAAAGUAAAUCCGGCGACUCGAUUCACCCGCAGUGCAAUUAGCGCUUCAGUGCCUAUAAGAAUCCAGCCAAGUGACCCGUUAUCGUUAUCGUGAAAGUUAUCGUGAUCCAUUCACCUCCCACUCUCGAGGUCGCUCUGUAUUGCAUAGAGCUUUUAAUAAGUGAUAACUGUGAAACGCGUUCUUGUCUCUUGUAGAAACUUACUCUUUGACUAUUACUUUUUAUUGUCUUUCUUUUCGAAGACCUUUUCGCAGCUGAACAUCGACAAUUGAGAGACUAAUAUUCAACGAAAAUGACCGUGGUUAUGGAGAGAACAAACACCAUUGUUACAUGGCCAUCAAGACUGAAAAUCGGGGCAAAGUCGAAGAAAGAUCCGCAUAUAAAAGUCGCAGGACGACUAGAUGAUGUGCGAUCAGCAAAGGAGAAGAUAAUGGAAGUUUUAGACACACGGCAAAGUAACAGAGUAACCAUGAAGCUGGAUGUUAGUUACACCGAUCAUUCGCAUAUCAUCGGCAAAGGUGGUCUGACGAUUAAACGAGUGAUGGAGGAAACUGGUUGCCACAUCCAUUUCCCAGACAGCAAUCGCAGCAAUCACCAAGAUAAGAGCAAUCAGGUCUCCAUUGCUGGCGAGAUGGAGAGCGUCGAACGCGCUCGCGCUCGUGUUAGGAACCUGACGCCACUGAUCUUUUCCUUUGAGCUGCCUAUAAUGGGCGCUUCGCAGAGUAUGCCAGACUGCACUUCGCCGUACGUGGUGAAGAUACAAGAUAAGUUCAAUGUUCAGGUGAUGUUUCGUACAAGACCGAAGCUGCACGCUACCCUAGUAGUAGUCAAGGGAUGUGAGUGGGAAGUUUCUCAAGUCAAAGAAGCGACGCAACUACUGAUUCGUCAUAUGUGCAAAAAUUUAGCUAGUCAAAUCCAAGUACAAAUGUCGAUGGAGAUCUCACCUCAACACCAUAGCAUCGUCUUAGGGAAACAGAGUAGCAAUUUGAAGAUGAUUAUGCAACGUACCGCCACGCAGAUUAUGUUUCCUGAUGCCGGCGAUCCGAAUAUACCCAGUCUCAAGAAAAGCAACGUUACUAUUACUGGAGAUAUACAUAAUGUAUAUUUGGCUAGACAACAAUUAGUAGGCUCGUUGCCACUGGUACUUAUGUUCGAUCUGCCAGAAGAUUCUAUGACUGCUUCGGUGGAUGCGGAAAAGAUCUCCCAGCUAAUGCAGUCUUUGGACGUAUUUAUCAACGUACGUCAUAAGCCGAAACAGAGUACGCUCUCUGUCAUUAUCAAGGGAAUCGAGAGGAAGGCGAGUAAUAUUUACCAGGCGCGGAAACAGUUGCUGGGACUGGACGAGCCCAUAGUAACCGCUGAAAUACCGGUUACUUAUCACAUUCCGAAUGCUGGCAACGUUUUCCAAGGCAGUUCCAAUAACGAUGGCUCCAACAACAACUUGAUUAGCGGCGUACAGGAAAACUUCUCGAGCAUAUUAAAUGUAAACACGCAAAAUUCGUCGUAUUGCGUAUCACCAAUUUCGCACUCACCGAAUUCUCUGGGUCUGUCGCCACACUGGGGCCUCACUCAUCAUUAUGUUUCGUCACUGUGUCCGUAUCCCUACUCUCAUAUAAAUCAUCUGCUGACGACACAACACAUGCUACACAACAACAUAAUGGGAACUUCUCACGGACCCCAUGGUUUAUCGAACCACGUGAUGCCUCCCGGUCCUCCCGGUAUUGGAGCAUUUCACCAUAACAAUGUACCGACCAACUUUUCCGGUAUCCACGGUCUGAACGCUAAUUCGUUGAUGGAUAGCAAAGAUGGUGGCAGUGCUUAUUCUUCGCUAAGUAGCGUUUCUAGUUCUUUAUCUAGUCCUGCCAUUAGUCCUCGUAACAUCUCACCAGUCAAUCCUACGGAUACUAAUACUAACUUAGCGGAUCUAUCUAGCAUGUUGUCCGAUUUACCGGUUACCGAUCGACGUGCACCUGGUUGUGAGAAAAAAUCGCUCGAGAUGGCUGCGCAACAGAAUCUCACGCCCUUCGAUUAUGAGCAGAAGAAACUGUUGGCUACAAAGGCAAUGCAGAAUAAAUCAAGCACCAACGAUUUCCGCGUACCAACGUCCGCUUGGUCUGGUUAUGGUCUUAGCCAAAGUAUUCCGCCAAUAACUACGAGUGACUUAAGCAAGGAGCUGACGCCACAUCCUUCAGAUUUAUGGAAAGAACCGACCACGCCGGUGGUGUUCAGUACCGAGAUGGAUUUCGGUAGUAUUAUCUCGAGCAAGGACCGCGUUGGGCAGAUCGGGAUGGCCUCAAAUUAUAUGGAUCAUACGCCGACUUCCCAUUUGAAUAAAAUUACAUCAUCCCAUCGUUUCAAUGAUCUGGGCAGUAUGCUGACCAGUAUCGGCUUGGAGAAAUAUAUACGCCUGUUCACGUCUCACGAGGUGGACAUGGCCACGUUUCCUUCCUUGACAGAGAAGGACCUUUGUGAAAUUGGAAUUACCGCUUGGGGUGCGAGGCGCAAAAUAAUGCUAUUAAUAUCUGAAAUGAACAAACGAACUAGUCCGUUCUCUGGAAGUGCUGCGCCCGGCGCUGAACGGAAGGCAUCCUCGUCGUCGGCGCCAACGUCGUCGAUUGGCAAGUGUAAUUUGGACACUAAAUGGUAAAAGAAAAAUGAUCGUGUGUAUGUUAUCCGUUCCGAACGCAGUGGCGUGUCAGCACUAUCACGGUCCGAUUUCAAAGAUCCGUUGCACACCGAUUGUAAUUAUGGAAACAGAUAUACAUACGUACUUAAUAAUGCUGAUCGCGUGCGUAAUUGUGGGGACCAUUACGCCGUUAUACGGUCGUUCGGACGGAACAAACAUGGAUUUAUGGAAAACUAAAAAGGGCUAUGUCGGCUAUUCAACUCGUGAGAAUUCGACAGAUGCGGUACGAAUAGCCAAAUAGUUUGCAUGUUGAUGAUUUGAAGUUACUUAAGUAUCAGGAGAAAGUUAUUUUUGCCGAGAACUGGCUGUAUUAUUUUUUUUUUCCUCAUUUUUUUUCGCUGUUCUCGGCGCGCGGCCGAAAGGUGCCUUAGGAUUUAGGAUAGUCGUUAUUAUUUUCGCAGUCUUUGUUCGUUAGCUAAGAUGGACAUUCGCGUCGCUAUCGUUCCGUUUUUCUUAAUAAAUUUUUCUACAUGAAUACUAACGAUAUAAUCGAUUUCAAUUAAUAAAACAAACAAAACGCGUCAAUUGCGUGGCGAAAAAAAAAAUCAUGUGAAAUUAUAUUUAAAACUUUUGCGAAACGUCGACGCGGGUAUCCUCUUUAUUAUAUCGUGGUUCGCUUGAUGACCGGAUGAUCAGUGUGAGUGAAUGUGCGUAUGUGUGCAUGAAAUAUCGGGCAUAAAUGAUUCGAGUAAAAUCUAAAAAAAAAAAAAAAUCAAAAAGGAAUUCAAUUCACAUCAGCUAUUAGAAAUUUAUAAAAUAAAAUGCGAUGGGCGAGGGAUGUCCCGUGUGUUCAGCGGCCUUUCGUCCUAGCAGAAAUUUACAUAUAUUUAAUUCAGACUAAGCUCGAAUGCAACCGCGGGUCGACCAAAACUGUAUUCUUAAUUGAAAUUAUUUCUUAAUUCUUAAUCGAUCUUAAGCAAUUCGAUGCUAAUCAAUGAUUCAACGUCGCGCGACAACUAAAUGCAGUUGAGGGAGAUCUUGCAUAAGGUUGCGAUCUCGAGUUUUACAAAGUAAGUAUAAGUUGCAAAGUAUUUAUUAAUUAUUUCGCGAAAGACGCUGGACGCACGUCAAACAAUAGACCGCAAGAACUUUUCGUAUAAAGCAUGUGUUAAAGAUAGAAAGGUGUAAAACGAAUUCUAUAGCGCAAAUAUUCCAUGUAUCACUCUCCGCGUAACCGAUACUUUUCGAGGAGCCAGUCAGGAGUAUCAAUAUCAAAUUAUAUAAUAAUUCACGACGACGAUCGUCGUGUGAAUUAUAGAAUAGGAUCUUUGUUAAAUUAAUUCUAAACUUGGCAGAGUCAAAGG